Molecule: messenger RNA, 423 nt
Organism: Thunnus maccoyii (southern bluefin tuna)
Lineage: Eukaryota; Metazoa; Chordata; Actinopteri; Scombriformes; Scombridae
Product: histone H2A-like
Exons: 1
Coding region: 17-400 (127 amino acids)
Cellular component (GO): nucleosome
Molecular function (GO): structural constituent of chromatin; protein heterodimerization activity; DNA binding
Source: RefSeq, a predicted model, not a curated record
CGAGAAGGACCCAAACAUGAGUGGCAGAGGAAAAACCGGAGGCAAAGCCCGCGCUAAGGCAAAGACCCGCUCCUCCAGGGCCGGGCUCCAGUUCCCCGUCGGCCGUGUUCACAGGCAUCUGCGUAAAGGCAACUAUGCUCAGCGUGUCGGUGCCGGAGCCCCCGUCUACCUGGCGGCUGUGCUGGAGUACCUGACCGCUGAGAUCCUGGAGCUGGCUGGAAACGCUGCCCGCGACAACAAGAAGACCAGGAUCAUCCCCCGUCACCUGCAGCUGGCUGUCCGCAACGACGAGGAGCUCAACAAGCUGCUUGGCGGAGUGACCAUCGCUCAGGGUGGCGUGCUGCCCAACAUCCAGGCUGUCCUGCUGCCCAAGAAGACCGAGAAGCCCGCCAAGAAGUAAAUCUGGACCUGGCUGACUACUAG